Molecule: messenger RNA, 1095 nt
Organism: Pisolithus orientalis
Lineage: Eukaryota; Fungi; Basidiomycota; Agaricomycetes; Boletales; Pisolithaceae
Exons: 5
Coding region: 1-1095 (364 amino acids)
Source: RefSeq, a predicted model, not a curated record
AUGAGGGACCAGGCCAUCACCUCACUGUCAGCAGCAUUAAGGCACAUUAGGGUGCUGGGCUGGGAUCUACUCAUGGUGGAGGAAUCUGUGAUACAGCAGAACAAGGCAAUCCCUGUGGCAAUAGCAAUAGUAGAUCUCUGGUGGCCAGAAGGGCAGCAUAGGUUCAACAUCAAUGACCUUUUUGAGGACUACUGGGAGUGGGUAGAGGAGAGAGCAUGGAUGGAGGCCAAGAGGUUGGCCAAGGAACCAUCCAUGUGCACCUGGGGACAAGCAGCAAGAGGUGAGGGCCAAGACUGUGCACCAGAAGAUGCCAAAGGAAACCCAUCAAGAGGAGCUGCACACUUGACAGGGGAGGGCUCUGGUAGUGUGAGCAAGGGAAAAGGGGAGCAGAAGGCCACCAGCAAGGAGGAUGAGCUGGCUGACAACAUCGACAAUGAUGAGGGCAAUGGUGAACCAGGUCCAUCCACAAAGGGACCCUGCACAGCUGGGGACAAUGAACCCUGCAAGACAUGUGCCCAGGCAAACCUCAUGUGUGUUGGGGAGCCAGAGGUGUCCUGCAAACAGUGCAGGAAGGCGAAAUGCAAGUGCUUGCACUCUCAAGGCAUAGGGAGAAAGCAAAAGAACUCUGGUACCGUUGGGGAGGCAGGGCUGUCCCACAAACAAGUCAAAUCAUUUAUGACCUUGAAGCUGGCCCCAGCAGAAUCUGUGACUGAACCUGUCAAGAAGCUUACUCUGAAAAUUUUGGCUCAAAAACAGCAGCCUGAUCUGACCCCCACAUGCUCACCUUUGCCAGAUCCAGCCCCUUCACUUCACAAUCCUUCACCAACACCCCAUCUCUUUUUCUGCAGAGCCUCUCCAACACCCAGACCUUCACCCAAGCCCUCACCUGUGCCUGUCAAUGAUCCUCAUGCAUCACUUCCAAUGAACAAACUGCAAGUCAAGAUUGAACCAUUUUUUGUGACUGCAACCAGUUCACUGGAUGACCCUGGAGAUGUCAAAGUGACAGCCCAGAGCGACACUCCAUCAGCUGUGGAAAUUCCAGAGGUCAAAUACCCAUGUGAGUGGUCAACAGCAAACAUUGUUGAGCAUCUGUGA